AUGGACUCUCCAAACUCGGCCGACAGCUCGAACUUAUACCCCAUCAUUCCAGUCUAUGUGUACACCAGCCUGGAAAUCCUCCUGUCAGUCUCCCUGUUCACCCUGACGAGGGCGCCGCUGGAUAUCUCAAUCCCAGAUGUAGCCGCGUAUGCCGAUGUGGGCAUCGGUCUGGCGCUGGUCCUGUUCCUCCUGAUGAAGCGAUGGCCAUUCCUUGAAGACUCGGAUGACUUCAAACCCUCGGGCGAGUUCAUUUGUAAAGAAGAGUUCCUCGAACAACACGAGGAGAACAUGGAGCAUACCGCCGUUGGAGACGACACACGUAUUGACGAAGCUAUUACCUGUGACGAAACCGAGCGGAAUCCCGACCGCGAGUCAAUGAAGCACGAUCAUGACGAGACGCACGAAGAGCGACAGGAAGAGAUGCAGGAAGAGAGAUCUGAAGAACACCAGAAUAAGAACAAGACCGUCAGCCAUACCGUCGAUGUCGACGACGAUGAUCUCACCCUGCGGCAAAACGAUCUUCCCGUCUGGCCUUCCAUCACGCCGGAUCCCCACGCAGGUCGCAAACCCAAGAAGGUCCGAUCGGCGUGGCACCCCGGGUUCGAGAACGAGUCGCACGAGUACAUCAAGGAGAGACGAACGUCGGGGAUCGUGCAGAUGGCGAGAGCCUGCUCGCGCCCCGUUUCGACAGUCUCUCAGUGGAUGCGACGCGGAGAAACGGUGGGCCCGGGCGCUGUCUCUGACGAUCGGGAGGCACCAAACCGGAAUUUGACCUCGCGUGUGCUGCACGCCGGGGCUCUUUCCAACGGUCUCGAUCCGUCCGCGAGACGCUGUGCGCACGUCGACCGGUGGUGGGUUAACCGUGCAGCGGCUGUCUCGGAGUGGUCGGUUCGAGAGUGUUUCGCAUUCCAUACCACCCAGGCGAUCGACCACCCCCGCUCAGAGGAGCAGGCAACAACUGGUCUGGCGUGUGGUUGGCUCAAGGAUGCCUACGCACGAGUCACCCUGGAUCGUCCAUACCUGCUCUAUCGGGGUGUUCUGCUGAUGACUCGCAUGCAUUGA
Molecule: messenger RNA, 1062 nt
Organism: Aspergillus terreus NIH2624
Lineage: Eukaryota; Fungi; Ascomycota; Eurotiomycetes; Eurotiales; Aspergillaceae
Exons: 3
Coding region: 1-1062 (353 amino acids)
Source: RefSeq, a predicted model, not a curated record